Macrobrachium nipponense is the source of this 762-nucleotide messenger RNA. Its product is annotated as coiled-coil domain-containing protein 89-like. The transcript has a single exon. The record is from RefSeq and is a predicted model, not a curated record. The coding region runs from base 1 to 762 and encodes 253 amino acids. NCBI's taxonomy places the organism in Eukaryota, Metazoa, Arthropoda, Malacostraca, Decapoda, Palaemonidae.
AUGGCCGAGGAGGCAGAGGCUAGAGUUCUGGAAGUAGAGGCCAAUAUGGAGGCUAUCUGCCUAGAGAACCAGAGCCUGCAGAGGAAGGCACUAGAGGACCAGCAGGCUUUGGCCAAUCAUCAGAAGGAAAUACUAGAAUUGAGAGAAAGUCAGGUUGCAAAGGAAAACGAUCUUUUGCAGAAUAAGAAAGAUGUUACUGAACUGAAAAGGCAAAACUCCUUGAAACAUGAAAAGUUAUUGGAAUACGAGAGGAAGAUCCAAGAGCUGCAGAAAGAACUGGCUGGAAAAAAUGAGCAGAUAGAGGGGCUCUUGGUGCAAGAUACCAACAAACAAACGGAACUGGAUGAAAUUUGUAAGGAACUAGAGGCGAAGGCGAAAGAAUCUGUCAACUGCAAUGAAAUCAAAGAGCAAUUUGAGAAAAUAAUAGUUGAAAAACAACGAGAAAUCUGUGAGCUUCGAAGAGAGAUAGAAGACAGAGAUAGUGAUAUACACAAGCUUGUUUUUUGUGAGAAGGAAGUUGAAUGUCUCAAGAUGAAAUUAGAAGAAAAGCAAUUGGCUUUUGAUGAACUUGUAAGCCAAAAUGAAAGAAAUGAAAAAAAUUUAAUUGAAAAAGUAAUUGAAAAACAAAAAGAAAUUGAUAAACUUCGAAAGGACGUGGAAGACAGAGAGAAAGAAAUGGACAUGUAUAUUCAAAAGGAGAAGGAAAUGAAUGAUUUUAAGGAAGAAUUAAAGACAGAUAUUUACUUUUCGAUAGAAUUUUGA